AUCCAAAUGUCAAAUGAUUUGUCAACAACACACGUCGACGUCGUCAUCGUCAAUAAACUCGAUUUUUAUUAUUCAUUCGAAAUUUUCAAGUUAUUUUCUUUGUUCCUAUCCCUAGCUAGUGCUGCACUGUGUGUAAAUUACUCAUAUUCAUGAGCUGAAGAUGCCUACAAGUGACAGCGAGGGGUUUGAGAGUGCCGAUGAGGGGAUCCCUGGUGUUGCUGAGAAGAAGGGAAGAAAGACACGUUUCUCGUCGUCCAACUACAGCGACAGUGCACCGGAGUCUGACCAUGAGCUCAAGAAGCCUUCAGUGCCCUUAGCUGAAGCGAACAAACCUGCUAAGCAGAAUGAAGAAUCUAAAGAUGGCUGGGAGGACUUUGAAGUUGAUGACGAAGAACCAAUAGUCCCUGCAAAAACUAAAGAACCACCUCCUAAACCUAUCAAAUCUGCCCCAUUGAAACUAGGGGCUGGUCCAAAACCUGGUAAUGAUCAUAAGGACAGUAAGAAGUCGGGAGAUACUGGCUGGGAUGCCUUUGAUGAUGAUUGGGGUCAAGAUGAUGAGACAAACAAUGCACCUAAGGACUUACCCAAACCUGAUGAGCCUAUAAAGCCAGAAAUCAAAUCUGUGGCAGACCGUUUAGCCGCAGCCACAGGGAAGGAGGAGAGUGGGGGGUGGGGCUGGGGCGGCUGGGGUGUUGACUCCUUGCUCAGCAGCGCCACCGCCGGCAUCACCACGCUCACCAACCAGGUGUCUCAGGGCAUAACCACAGUCCUUGAGAGUGGUAUAGGGGCCCCGGAUCCCGCGGAGCUCGCGAGGCAAAAUGCUGAGCUCCAAAGAGCGCAAAGCGGAGACAGUGAACCUAAUACCACUAAAAGCAGUGAAGACAAGCAGCACAGAACCGAGGCCCCAGACUCUCGAGCCAGCGAGGGGGAUGCUUCAUUCCCGUUCGGGAGUCUCAUCUCGGGUGUCACCAAGUUUGUUGAGACCACUGGUACAAAAGUGAUAUCAGGUGGUCUGGACACAUUAGAAACGAUUGGGAAAAAAACAAUGGAAGUGUUACAAGACGGCGACCCAGGCUUGGCGAAGAAACGAGCUAUGUUGGGUCUAGAUCCAGGUGAUAAGCCGGUCCUAUCGCAACUCCUGAGAGAAGCCAAGGAGAGGGCUGAUGAAGAAGAUCAGGUGAGGGAAGAAAAGCGUGAAGCCAAGGAAGUGCACUAUGAGACUCUGUUUGAUGAUUAUGAAGGUCUAGUGCACCUGGAAGCUCUAGAGCUGCUGUCGCGGCAGGUCAGCAUGAGGAUCGACGAGCGGCUGCGCGCGUCAGACGCUGACAAGCGCCAGGACAUCAAGGAGACGCUGCAGCAGGUCGCAGAACUAUGCGAGCUGCCAGAAGACGAAGAUGAUGAUGAAGAGACACCAGCCGAGGGUUCCAAGGAGGAUGUGUUCCACGAGCGACUUCAGGAGGCCACGAGAGACCUGGGACUGAAGUUGCACUUCUCACCUCUUGUCAAACGAUACACAGAGGCUCUAACCUCCCUAGAAGCCACAACAGACGCCAAAGCCCUAUACAAGCAGUGUGCACAAACCCUGGCGCAUCUGACAGCGUUAUGCAUGGAGUUAUACCACAAAACUGCGGAGAUGCUACUGGUGAAGAAACGGAGGUCGUCGGCUGAUGAAGCUGACGCUCUAGCGAGAAUGACAGUGGUGCUUACGAAACAAAUUGGGGAAAUUGCUACCAUGUUUACUGAGAAAAUCAACUCGCUGCCGUCUGAAAACAAGGAACAAAUUAACAAUUAUAUUACGAAUGUCUUCUUGGAGGCGGGCAACAGUUCAACCUACAUUCAAAAUGCAUUCCAGUUGGUGUUACCUAUUCUACAAAUUGGUGCUGUGUAAUU
Molecule: messenger RNA, 1890 nt
Organism: Plutella xylostella (diamondback moth)
Lineage: Eukaryota; Metazoa; Arthropoda; Insecta; Lepidoptera; Plutellidae
Product: protein FAM114A2
Source: RefSeq, a predicted model, not a curated record